UUACGGACCAGAUAUAUUUUUAAGUUAUUACUUAUAUUUUAAAACAAAUAAACAGACAUGGCUUUCGGUGAUGUUAAAACCCCACAAGGUCUUAAGGAAUUGAACGAAUUCUUGGCCGACAACAGCUACAUCAGCGGUUAUGAACCAACCAAAGCUGAUCUUUCUGUGUUCGAAGCCUUAGGUAAGGCUCCAUCUGGUGACUUCCCCCAUGCUCUUCGUUGGUACAAACACAUUGCAUCUUUCGAUGCUACCGAAAAAGCUGCCUGGGGUGGUGCUCCUCUUCCACAAACUGCCGGUGCCAAACCCACAGUAGCCGAUGAUGAUGAUGACGAUGUCGAUCUAUUCGGUUCCGAUGAUGAAGAAGAAGAUGCUGAAGCCGCCAGAAUCCGUGAGGAACGUGUUGCUGCUUAUGCCGCCAAGAAAUCCAAGAAACCCGCCUUAAUUGCCAAAUCUUCUGUCUUGUUGGAUGUCAAGCCUUGGGAUGAUGAAACCGACAUGAAAGAAAUGGAAAAGAAUGUUCGUACCAUCGAAAUGGACGGUCUGUUGUGGGGUGCCUCCAAAUUGGUUCCAGUCGGUUAUGGUAUUAACAAAUUGCAAAUUAUGUGCGUCAUUGAAGACGAGAAGGUUUCCAUUGAUUUGUUGACUGAAAAGAUUCAAGAAUUCGAAGAUUUCGUACAAUCUGUUGAUAUUGCUGCCUUCAACAAAAUCUAAGGUGUUACUAU
Musca vetustissima is the source of this 722-nucleotide messenger RNA. It is a transcript of the gene eEF1beta, whose product is annotated as probable elongation factor 1-beta. The coding region runs from base 58 to 711 and encodes 217 amino acids. Gene Ontology annotation, cellular component: cytosol; eukaryotic translation elongation factor 1 complex. NCBI's taxonomy places the organism in Eukaryota, Metazoa, Arthropoda, Insecta, Diptera, Muscidae. The transcript has 2 exons. The record is from RefSeq and is a predicted model, not a curated record. Gene Ontology annotation, molecular function: translation elongation factor activity; guanyl-nucleotide exchange factor activity. Gene Ontology annotation, biological process: translational elongation.